Molecule: messenger RNA, 6190 nt
Organism: Schistocerca gregaria
Lineage: Eukaryota; Metazoa; Arthropoda; Insecta; Orthoptera; Acrididae
Product: serine palmitoyltransferase 2-like
Exons: 12
Coding region: 16-1809 (597 amino acids)
Biological process (GO): ceramide biosynthetic process; sphingosine biosynthetic process
Cellular component (GO): serine palmitoyltransferase complex
Molecular function (GO): serine C-palmitoyltransferase activity; pyridoxal phosphate binding
Source: RefSeq, a predicted model, not a curated record
UCUGUCUGGCAGUUCAUGGCACUGUCUGCUGCUGGUAACACCUCUGGUAUGCGAAAGAGCAACAGCGGCUCCUUGUGUGAGAGCCACAAAGUUAUGCCGCCCAACCCUGGCGAUCGACGCACGCGCACCACACUCAUUUCAAAUAUGGCCACGAAUGGUGUUGCUGGUGUGGUGUGUUCUGCCAAAGAAGAUGUAAAGCUAGAAAAAUACGACGUAUGUAAACAAAAUGGGAAACCCGUAUUUACGGAAAGAAAAAAUGGCCUCAUUCGGGAUAUGCAAGAUGUCAAGAAAGUUGAUGAACUAUUUAGUAAGGAAAAGCCAAAAAGAUCGAAAGAGUCUUUCGAACAGGUGCCACUAUAUACAGCUAUUAUGACAUUUAUAGGAUUUUAUUUAUUAAUGUUUCUCGGCUAUUUCAACCAAAUUUUUUUCACGCCAAAAGUUGCCAAGGAGAAAAGCAACAGAGAGGGCUAUGCACCAUUAUAUGACAGAUUUGAGAGCUUUUACUUGCUCUAUGUGUAUCGCAGAGUGCGUGAUUGUUGGAAUCAACCAAUUUGCAGUGUUCCUGGUGCUGAGGUCACGUUAAAAGACAGAAUUACGAGGGAUUAUGGGUGGACAUUUGAGUUUACAGGUACUGAAACACAGUGCCUAAAUUUGGGCUCUUACAAUUACCUAGGAUUUGCUGAAAAAACAGGCCCAUGUGCUGAUGCUGCUGAGAAGUCUAUAAAUGAAUGUGGCAUCUCCACAUGCAGUCCUGUACAAGAGAUAGGUACAACACCAUUGCUCGUGGAACUGGAGCAAACAACAGCCAGGUUUCUCAGAGUAGAAGAUGCCAUUGUUUUUGGGAUGGGCUUUGCAACUAAUGCUCUUAAUUUACCCAGUAUUGUAUCAAAAGGAUGUUUGGUGCUCAGUGAUGAGAAAAACCAUGCAUCUCUUAUUUUGGGUUUACGUCUUUCUGGUGCCACCAUCAGAGUCUUCAGACACAACAAUGUGAAACAUUUGGAAAAGUUGCUGGAAGAUGCCGUUGUUUAUGGACAGCCUAGAACAUACAGACCAUGGAAAAAAAUAUUGAUAGUCGUGGAAGGAGUUUUUAGCAUGGAGGGAUCAGUAGUACACCUGCCAGAAAUCAUAAGAUUGAAAAAGAAAUACAAGGCUUACUUAUACUUGGAUGAAGCACACAGUAUAGGAGCGAUGGGAGAAAGAGGAAGAGGGGUGUUAGAUUACUAUGGCUGUGACCCAAAAGAUGUUGAUAUUCUCAUGGGGACAUUCACUAAAAGUUUUGGUUCUGCUGGAGGGUAUAUAGCAGGAUCAAAGAAACUUAUCAGUUAUCUUCGUGUGCACAGUCAUGCUGCAUGUUAUGCAGCAUCAAUGUCACCACCUGUUAUUCAGCAGAUACUCACCUCAAUGAAAAUAAUAAUGGGCGAAGAUGGCAGCAGUGAAGGAAUGAGACGCGUUAAGCAGCUGGCAAAUAACACGAGAUAUUUUCGUCGUAGAUUAAAACAAAUGGGAGUUAUUAUUUAUGGUAAUGAAGAUUCUCCCGUUGUCCCGUUACUGGUGUACAUGUUCUCAAAAAUUGGAGCUGUGGUUCGAUCUCUGAGAGCAAGGAAAAUUGCAACUGUUGGUGUAGGAUUCCCAGCCACGCCUCUAAUGGAAGGUCGCAUUCGUUUCUGCCUUUCUGCAGCACACACCAAAGAACAGCUAGAUGCGGCACUGAAAGUGAUUGAAGAAAUUUCUGACAAUUUGGGAUUAAGAUAUUCACAGCUUCCUCGCGAGAAAGGCACCAUUCAGUAUGGAGAUGAAGCAGUGGAAUGAACAUAGGAAAACUGUUUUUAUGAAUAUGCAUUUAUUGCUCCACCAGAUGUGUUUCAGGUUAUGCUUACAGUAAUCACAAACUAACUUCCCAAUAGACAUGUGCGACGUAUAUUCAGCAUAUUCAUGGCACAUUGUUCAUACUGUGGUUGGUGUUGCUUUUGCUGAUCCUGCUGGUGCACUUCAGUGAUAGUUCCAUUGGUUUACUGUCAUAACCUAUGAUACAUAUCAAAAAAAGUGUAAUUUAUAUCUUCACAUUUUAUAUAAACUGUGUGUUUUUGUUGUGUUAUUUAAUACAGAGUCUGCCUUUGUAUGAAAUAAGCUGUUUGCAGCACCAUGCAUUUCUUGUUUUUUUUUUUUAUGAAUCUGUUUGUGUUAUUUGCAGUUUUUUUUAUUAUUGAGUGUAAUUUGUCCACAAAUUUUCCAGCUUGGAAUUGAUGUACAUAUACAUAUAAGUUCUAUGAACUUUGUAUCCAUGUAUUUUUAAAUUUUUAUGCCUUUUUGAAGUAUAUGACAUGUUGUUUAACUGAUACCCAUAUAGUGCAUAUUUGGAUUGACUGAAAAAAAUAUUGAGUGAAAGAUUGCAGUGCAAUGCUGUACUGUAAAAGUCUAGAAAAUUAUACUAAAGUAUUAUAGAAAUGCACAACUCUAAUGUUUGUAAUUCCUGUUUUGAAUGUGUGUUCAGUUCUGAGUCUCAUCAAGAUAGAUAUAUAUAUUUACAGUAUGAAAUUGUUCUUUAUUGUGGAAGUAAAAGUUCUAGCUGGAAGACUGUUUUGUUGCUCCUUUGUUUUAAUUAUGUAAAAUACUUUUUAUGGAUUUGCCCUUUCUUUUUUAAAAUUGUAUACUGGAUGACAAUACUUUCCUUAAUGGUGCCUGUGUGAUCAAAAUGGUCGUAUAUUACAAUUUGAGAGAGCUGAAAAUUGGUAUGAUAGUGAAAAUGUGACAUUGGAUAUGUUCCUUAAGAAUUCGGUGUAGAUUCUUAAUUAUGUGCAUGUUGAGCAUGCAUCCAUUACAACUGGUGACUUGGCUGGUUUUGUGCUUGUAUGUUAGUUUCAACAGUCAUUAAUUAGCAGAGUAAACCAGUUUCUGUUAUUGGUCUGACGAACUUUUUGCCACUAGAUUUAGAAUGCGUCUGUGAUAGAUAGGUCCACAGAAGUCUACAUUUAAUUUUGUGGAGUGAUACUGGAGGAAAUUAGAUUUAGAUGAGGUGCACAAUAAAGUUAAUGUAAUUUUUCGUGACACAACACAGUGUUUGUUAUAGAACACCACCCUGCAGAUCUGUAUGUGUAAAAGCUUAGUUUCUCCCUUUGCUGUUUCAUUGGCAGUUUCUAAUCAAGAAUUCAAAGUUUAAGCCACAUAGAUUCUUGAAGAUCAUUAUUUUGCAAGACUGAAUUGAUUGUGGUAGGAUUUAUCAGCUUAGUAUUCAUCUCUGGCAGUGUUCUGUUUUCCAUAUACUUAUUUUUGUGUCUCCUGGUAGUCUUUUUAAUGCAACUAAUCUCUUUUUAUAAGAGUAUGGUUUUUGGUCAGAUAAGUCUUCCUACAAAUGACAAGACCCACAAAAGCUACAUUGAUAUUUGGUUCAAGUCAUUUUAAUAAUAAAGUUGGAGGGAAAUGUUGCAUUUUAUGUGGAUGGUGUGUGUACAAAAGGGGAUCCCAUUGGUGUGUGUCUCACAUUGGUAUGGACUAGAGACUCGAUUGUGCAGAAUUUGAGAGGUAACUUUUUUUGUGUAAUGGUCACUUGUGAGGACAUUGGAUAAGUGUCCACAUUUGGGACAGCAUAUUAUCUUAGUUGAAAGUAAGGAACAGAAAGAAAUCAAAUUUUCCAUUCAUCAACUACUGUAUUGUCAUCUAACUUGAUUAGAUUCAUUCUGAGCAGGUAACAUGGAAAAGAUGGAGUAUCAGAAGUCAUAUAAUGAAGAAAAGUGCCUCAAAAAGUUGACUUGAAAACACUGAACUUUUCGAACUGUUAUAGUGCAGUUAAACACCAACCAUUUUAAAAAUAUUUGCAACACAUUUACUGCGGUCUGAAGCUGGCUCUUUAAGUACAAUACUAAGGCUAUUUCAUGAAACACACACAAUAAUCCAGUGGUUGUGGUAUUGACUUCAGUUUUAAACAGAUGUAACAGGAAUUGUUCUACAGGCUUUAUAUGAAACUUCACUCAAGUCAUCACUGCCAAAGAUCUCUGUGUUUUAAAAUUUUUCUCGUGGAGGAUGCACACAUAGUAGUAGUUUAAAAAGUGUGUGUCUUUUGCUAAUGGUUUUCUAAUAUAACUGAAAAGCUCAACAACUGACUGUGGCAGUUCUUGUGGCACAACACUGAGAAUCAUGUUCCAUUAAGCAGUGUGGUUCCGUCUCUCAGUCCACGAUACGGAAAUGCGUUUUAUGGUACGAAACAUGAGCUGUAUAUUGUGCUACAUUUGAAAUACAGUAUUACCCCAAAUGAGUAGCUACUUACUCAUUUGCAUUUUAAAUGUUUUGAAUCUAAUCAUAUUUCCUUUUCCUAACUUGGGGUCCCUUCACAAAUCUUGGUAAUUUUCAUGUUCAACAUAACAAGAGUAUUUGUGCAGUGACCUUUCAGUAUUCUGAGAACCUGAAAAUUGCUUACUGAAAUCAGCUUGUGAAGCAGUAAUUCAUUUUACCUUUGAAGCAUUCCUUUAUUGAAAUAGCAAAUAGUUAGUUGUGUGAGGAUGGGCUUUUAGUCUCAGAAGUGCUGUCACUCAUGUAUCUAGUCUAAUUAACUGAGUUUAAUAAUGUUCAUUGUUACCAAAAAUGCAGUAAAUGACUGCUUGUAUUAAGAGUUUUGAUUAUAUAAUUUAUACAGUUACUGUCUGUGUUUUCAGUCAUUCACUGCAGCCAGAUGUGUGUAUUAUACUAAAGUUAAAUUUUAUGUAACGUGUGUUCCAGUGUUAAGUUUGGUAGAGAAAUAUGAGUGCAUUCGAAAGCAAGUGUUGAAACUUUGGGAAUGUAAGUGGGUGUGUGUUAGUAGAUAUUUUAAUCAUCCUAUACUGCAGUAUGGUCACAGAAUUGAAUCGAACUGAACUGGAGUGUGGAAACUGUGGUGAACACUAGUUCGUAUUUUACGUUUAAUAUUGCUGUGCAAUGAACUGUAUACUGGGUUGGAGAGGAUGGUUGUGUGGGGAGGGGAGUGAUGGCUGGCAAACAGAGUAAAAUAUGAAAGAUUAAUCUUGAUGGGACAAAAAAAUUUGAAACUCAAUUUACUUAUUGAUCUACAAGAAAAUAGGAAAUGUGGCAUUUAUGUUCCAAGGGUUUGUUAAGAACAGUUGGAAGAAACAGUACAUACAUUUGAAUGUGCUGUGGUUGUAAUUUGUGUGUCUGCUUAAAACUACAACUUUUUAAAAGGAAGAAAGGAUGAUAAACAGGGAGAGAUUAAUCACAUUGUAUAAAGCAGUUCAGUAGCCAAACUCACACUUCACGUAAGAAACUUUGCCGUAAAAAUUGUUUUACAAACUUUGCUGAUUUAGUUCCUUGACUCAAUUUUGAUUGAAAUCUACUGAUCUAGUUUUAUGAGUUUAUUAUGAUUGAUUGAAUAAUUGGUUUGACAAUUUCAUACAUAUUUUUGGCUCCUCUUGGCUUCGAAUAUUCUUUACUUUCUUCUUCUUCAUCCAACUACCUGUUUUUGUUAAUGUUGGGCUAUAAAACACUGGUUUAAUUGAAUUGAAUUACAUGUUAUUGUGUACGAAGUAUUUUCCUGUAAUUGGGGAGACUUGUCUAUCAGUACAAACCGAGGUUAAAAGAACUGUGAAAAAUUAUUAAGAUAUCUGAGAAAAAAAUCAGGGGACCAUAUGUUAAUUUCAGGAUAUGUUACAAAGUAUAAAGGGAGAAAGUUUAGAAUAUAUAAAGAAGAACUGUGACCAUCGGUAGAAAGGAUUAUUAUUCAAUUUUAUUUCUGUUGAGUUUCUAUAGUUGAAAAAGACUGGGAAUUUUUGCAUUAAAAUAACUGUUUUGAAAUAUGUUCUGUUUCUAGUAUAAAAUCAAAAUUUUUGUAUUUAUUCAGUCUGCCUUUUUUAAUAAGAAAAGUCAUUUUGUAAUUUUGAAACCUAUGCAUGAACAUAACUGUGAUAUUGAUUCCUGAUGUAAUGUUGUGCCUUGUGCAACAGAACAUAGCAAAAUUAACUUUGUUACAGAGUAUUAAAAUGGAUGUUCAGCAAUAUGGUACAGCCUCAGGAAGAAACAAUACAAACAUUUGAAUGUGCUUUGUAAGUGCUUCUUUUUAUCGCUUGGAAUUAUUUAUAUCUCAGUUAAUAGACCAAGGAGCUGUAGUGUACAAGUAAAAUUUCUCACUUAUCACAGCAGCAUACUUUGUUAUACAACUUUGUAAGAAGAAAAAUUGAAUUAAAAUAAAUUGAAAUUUGUUAUGUUGUAA